UCCGUGAGAGCGGCCCAGGCGGUUCAUUUUAGCCUGAAUUCAGCCUUUUUAAUGGAAUCCUCGAGCACACCCCACCUGGCACAUGGACUGCGACUUUCCCUUCUCAGAGUCCUUUUCAACAAGCUUGAGAGAGUCCGGGGCUGGCCAACAGCCUGCGACCUCGGAGCAGGAAAGGGAUCAGGACCUGCUCUGAUGUGCCCAAGGUCAGAGGCCUGGAGGACGACUGGCCUGGGGCCGGAGCUGCAUCCUCUGGCUCCUCCCUGAAAAUUCUUUCCGCGGCACCCCUCUGCCGGCCUUUCUCGUUGUGCCUGGGGUCAUUUUGGUGCUCUCAGUGGCAUGACCAGACCCAAAGCUGGGAGAGGAGGAAGCGCACAAGGCUGUGUCUGUCCUCUGGAGCCUGGGAUGCGGCGGUGAGCUCUGAGGUCCCUCCGGCCCCGUCUAGCCAAGCGCCAUGGAGAAAAUGAGCUCCUUCUUCGGUGCCAUCUGGGACACCAUCUUAACCAAACACCAAGCGGGCCUGUUCAACUCCAUCUGCCUGGGCGUCAUCCUGGGGCUGCCGCUACUGGUGCUCGUCACACUCCUCUUCAUCUGUUGUCACUGCUGCUGCAGCAGGCCAUGCGAGAGCGGCCGACAGCCCCCCCGAAACAAAGGGAAGAAGAAGAAGAAGAAGAAGAAGAAGGCUGAAGAAGACCUCUGGAUCUCUGCUCAGCCCAAGCUUCUCCAGCUGGAGAAGAGGCUGUCGCUGCCUGUCUAGUUAGGCCGGUAGCCGAGGGGUCCCUCGUCUCAGCCACCUUCCGACAACACAUGGAGCAGGGAGCAGCGAUCCCGGAAGUGACACAGUCACGUCCCCAGAGGAACGUCUCAACCAAGGAACAAACCUCAGACUGAGUGUCCCCACGGAGGACACUCCCAGGGAGCACGUGGACAGCUCUUGGGCACCGUCUUGGCAGCUCGGUGUCCAAAAGCGAUGCUCUUUUCUACAAACUCAGGCUCGCCUUCCGCCUGUCUCUGGCAAACUCCAUAUGCAAAAGCACAAGGAACGUUUAUCCAUACGUCUUGACACGUUUCCCAAAUGCACACACGCACGCACACGCGUGCGUGUGCGCACGCAAACUCAGGCGUCGCGUACCUGGGCGAAUGUUUUAUGUUCAUCAAAUGGUCAUUGAAUGUCUGCUUUGUGCACGGCCCCCUGUGAGGCAGUGCGUUCUGCUCUUGCAAAAACAUCUCACGGGAAGGCCUGGCCAGGUUCGGGCCCAUGUGCACUAUUAUGUACCCAGGCGAGGUGCCUCUGCUCGGUCCACUCCAUGUACCGCUCAGGUUAGAGACGUGUGCCUAACCUUUGACUGGAAAUCCUCAAUCUGGACAGUCCCAGCAGCCCGGUACAGCCUCCGGCCCCGUGUACUGAUACAGACCUACCACGUUCCGGUGCUUCUGGCCUCUCGCCUGGGAGGACAAAUUUAAAGAGCAGUGGAUCAGAAUCCAUCGACAGCUAUUGUCCUGCAAGUCCUGACAAGGUCAUUACCUGGUAGGAAUUUAAUGUGGUCCAAGACCCCCAGAACCACCCGGCAAGGCGCUGGGUGUUCUCCACACGAGAACAAACAGCUCUUGGUCGUGCCUCCUAGAAAGCUGUGGAAACCAGGUGUACUCUACUCAGUUCACUGGACUGCAGUGUGACCCUGUGCAGUGUAUACUCGACAGGUGGAAAGGAGAUGCUACCCCUGAGCCAGGUGUUUCCCAGGUCCCCGAAGGUUUUCAGUGGGGAAGGACUUAAGGCAGUCGCCGGGAGAGCCUCGCAGCAGGCGCGCUGGAAGCGAUUUCCCAGUGCCCUGACGGAGGCAUGUAUGUUGCAGGUGGGAUGCAGAAGAUGCAGUUUAAACGGAAGCAGGAUGGAGCUGUGUAGAGGUUGGUUGAUAUUUAUCUUGAGGUUCAGCAAAUGCUGUGCACACAGUUGGUACUCACGGCCGUCUGCGGCUGCUGUUGAUGAUGUUAAGGGCAAACCUGUCAUACCUCACCCAGCCCCCCAAGGGCCCUUCAAGUGAGCUCGCUACUUGCUACAAUGGACGGAGGUGGGUGUUGAAUUCUGCAGGGGCGUGCACGCAGAACCAAGAGUUGGGUUGACACGUGUGCCCAGAGGUCCGUGGGGACAUGUAAACUGGGUCCACGUUUCCUCAUGUGAGAGCGUCUCCCCAUCAGGCCGAAGGUGGGGGGCCGAGUCCACCCACAUAUAUGAUGAGCCGGUGUUUUGGUUGUGCUGGGACCACAUUUCAAUGAUGGGUAAUUCUCAACUCGGGUGCAGGCUGCACUGUCAAAGUUCAUUUGCAAAUCUGCUGGGUCGUUCACUUGAAAUAUUUCCCCAUGGAAGCUGUUCUAAAUGGUGGUGAAAUGGUGACUUAAUUAAUAACAUAGCUAAACUCUGAUAUUUAUAGUAGCAAAAACUAAAUUCUAUAAGAUUGUGCUAAUGGAAAAAUGCACUGUAUUUGCUCCCUUGGGCUACCUGGCACUCCCCUGCCCUCCAGGUGUACUCCGGGCCUGUGGAGGGCGGGCGUUGGGUGGUGCCCGCUGCACCAGGCCUCCUAAAAGGUGACCCUAUGAAUCCUAAUUCAGGCCUGCAUGAUUUGGGGACCAGUCAUGUUCACCCUCUCGCCUUGAGUGGCUCCAAGAAUCCUGGGCACUCAGGCCCCUCACUCCUAACCCCUUUUGACCAGAGAGAGAAGCCACCCUCUGAUUCUCUGUCCCCUUGUCACCUGGAGAGCGUCUCAUGGAGCAUCUGACUGUCCCCUUGAUGUCGCAGGAUGACUAGUCAUCUCCCCACACAAAAUGCACGGGCCUCACUGCGUCCACCGCUGCCCACCGGGACGAGUUCCCCUUCCUACCGCCAACCCUCAGUCCCCGAGAGGGAUGACUUGGGGAGACGUGGAAGCCGACAGCUGAGGCUGGUGUCAGAUGCGAUCUAGGAGAAGAGAUCACCCGGAUCGGGACCACACGAAGAACACGGUUGCCGUGGCAACCGGCUGCUCAUUUGAAUGAAGAUGGCAGUCGGUUGUCAUUGCUGUGACAAAGCCUCCGUCUCCAGGUACAGUGCCCUGCUGUCUCCUAAUCGAAUGGACCUGCUCUACCUCAGGGCGCAAAACAUCCCCAAACUCACGUCUCGGUUGCUCCCACAGGCCUGGACGCAGGAUGCUAAGCCCCGAACGAGGCCUGUCUUCCCACCGCGGCCUCCCCUGGAGCGCCGAGAACAGUGCGGGGGGCGCGCGAGGCCUCGUGUUUUUGUUGAAUAAAUGGAUGUGUGAAAGGAGCCCAAGGCGCCGCCCCCUUCCCAGUUCAUCCUCACCCUUCUCUCCCGGGUCUCGCUCUUCUCUUCCUCCCUCCCCUGCUGGCACCCCUGCCCCCCACUCCAUGCGCUGUUCCCCUCCACGGUUACUCCUUCCUCUAGGCCUCUUGUCCCACAACUGCCACUGGCCACAGGGCUGCCUCAGGACGGAGCCUCUGCUGGGCCCGCCUCGGGGGACUGAUGCUAAUGAAGGGCAAAAAGGAUCGUGAAGAAGAGGCGUCCGGGACCAGCACCGGCCUGGGGAGGGGCCCCGGGGUUUCUGCAGCUUAGGCCAGGCUGGCUGCUGAGUUGAAGGUCUCAGGAGGUCUCUCCACCGCUCAAUGGGUUUGCUUUUCUGCUUCUUAGGGGGAGGGAGAGGAAGGAGGUAGAGAAAAGGCAGUGGCCUCUUCAAGAAGAAUAGAAAUGGUACAAGUUGUAUAGUAUUUGUCAAUAUUUUUUUUUCUGGAAAAUUCAAACGCACCAAUAGAAAAACUUAUUUAAAUAAAAUACU
Messenger RNA from Pteropus alecto (black flying fox), 3821 nucleotides. RefSeq names its product KIAA0040 ortholog. Lineage: Eukaryota; Metazoa; Chordata; Mammalia; Chiroptera; Pteropodidae. The coding region runs from base 452 to 754 and encodes 100 amino acids. The transcript has 2 exons. The record is from RefSeq and is a predicted model, not a curated record.